AUGUAUGCCGGCAAUCUUUACGGCUAUACACCCACUCUCGCUGGAGGUGUCAUCUUCACCCUCCUCUUCCUCGCAACAACUGGCUUUCAUAUAUUCCAGCUUACCAAGGCGAGAUGUUGGUACUUCAUUCCCUUUGUGAUAGGAGGUAUCUUCCAAGUGAUAGGAUACAUCUGUCGACUUGCCGCACGCAAUAGUCUCGACUCCGUCACCCUCUACGCCCUCCAAUCCGUCCUCAUCCUCCUCGCACCCCCUCUCUAUGCCGCAUCAAUUUACAUGGUCCUCGGCCGAACAGUCACCUACCUCCAGGCCGAGCCUCUCAGCCUCGUCCGAGUAAACUGGAUGACCAAGAUUUUCGUCGCAGGCGACGUAUUCUCAUUCUUAAUGCAAUCAGCCGGUGGAGGUAUGAUGGCCAUCAAGGACACCCACACGCGCGAAACGGGAUCCAAUAUCGUGAUUGGUGGCCUGGUCAUCCAGCUCUUAUUCUUUGGCUUUUUCGUCGUCACUGCGGCGGUCUUCCAUAUGCGUAUCAAUCGUCAACCGACAUCCAAGUCUCAGUCCGAUCGGGAUAUGACUCGCUCGCAGGGCUGGAGGCAACGGAAUUGGGUCACUGUGUUGUUGGCUCUGUACAUUGUUAGUAUCCUUAUUCUCAUUCGGUGCAUUUUCCGCUUGAUUGAAUAUAAGGGUGGCUUCAAUGGGUAUCUCAUGACUCAUGAGGUGUAUAUGUACAUCUUUGAUGCGGUUUUGAUGUUCAUCGCUAUGGUUGUGAUGAAUGUCUACCACCCUGCCGUCAUUCUGGGAGAUGGUAAGGCUGGGAGACUUCAUUCGGCUUAUUCGGAGGAAGUCCAGAUGUACAGUGGAUGA
This is a messenger RNA of Penicillium waksmanii, 861 nucleotides long. Its product is annotated as RTA1 domain-containing protein. NCBI's taxonomy places the organism in Eukaryota, Fungi, Ascomycota, Eurotiomycetes, Eurotiales, Aspergillaceae. The coding region runs from base 1 to 861 and encodes 286 amino acids. The transcript is spliced from 2 exons. The record is from RefSeq and is a predicted model, not a curated record. Gene Ontology annotation, cellular component: membrane.